UGAUUGGAUGGAAGUAGGAGGCGCUGAUUGGUGGGCGGUGCGCAGGCGCGGGGUGGUUGUUGUUGUGAGGCGCGAGGCGGCGGUUGAAGCAAGCUGCACUAUGUCUUUGAACCCUCCCACCAGCAAUGAUGCAUGCCUGAGCAUCGUGCACAGUCUGAUGUGCCAUCGACAAGGUGGGGAGAAUGAGACCUUUGCUAAACGUGCCAUUGAGAGUUUAGUGAAAAAGCUCAAAGAAAAGAAGGAUGAGUUGGAUUCAUUGAUUACAGCUAUUACAACCAAUGGAGCACAUCCCAGCAAGUGCGUUACAAUCCAGCGGACCCUAGAUGGACGACUACAAGUCGCUGGCAGGAAAGGUUUCCCUCAUGUGAUCUAUUCCCGACUCUGGCGCUGGCCAGAUUUGCAUAAGAAUGAGCUAAAGCAUGCUAAAUUCUGCCAGUUUGCAUUUGACUUAAAGUACGACAGUGUCUGUGUCAACCCAUACCAUUAUGAGAGGGUCGUCUCACCAGGAAUUGGUGUCAGUCUCCAGAACACAGCUCCUCCUACUCGUUUGGUGAAGGAUGAAUUUGUGCACGAAUGUGUGCAGCUGGAUGGACCGCAAGUCAUGCCACAUCCUGAGGAACAUCGGCUUCAGCCAGUCAAACACCCGACUAACACACGGCCAUCUUCUGAAACCUAUGUCCAGCCCCUCCCACCUCCAGUACUUUCCUUACCAGAGACAUCUAGAGCCACUGUGCACAGCUAUCCCAACAUUCCAAUGUCUCCUCCUCCUACCAACAAUUCUCUCAUUCCUAUGAAUCACAGCGAGGCUUUAUUACAGAUUGCCCCAUCACUGCAACAGAUGGCACCUCCCCCAACUCCACCUCCCCCCGCCCCCCCCAAUCCAUCUCAGCAAAAUGGAUAUCCGCCACCAAAACAGCCUUACCAGAAUACGACAGCAACUUGGACAGGCAGCAGCACAGCUGCUUAUACACCAAAUGUGGUGCCCCAACAAAAUGGGCAUGGGCACCACCAACCAUCAGUGCACCACACCAGCCAUUAUUGUCAGCCAUCACAAUCAACUGUGAUACCCUUCCUCUUGCGUCACACUGCCUCAGCCUCUCAACCACGCACGCCACACAAUGGCUCUUCACAUCACAAUGGAGCAUCCUAUCAACAGCUGAUCUCCAACCAUCCAGGUCCAGAGUUCUGGUGUUCAAUCACAUACUUUGAAAUGGAUGUGCAAGUGGGGGAGAUGUUCAAAGUUCCCUCAAGCUGCCCAGUAGUGACAGUCGAUGGCUAUGUGGAUCCUUCAGGAGGAGAUCGCUUCUGCCUUGGCCAGCUUUCAAACGUACAUCGUACUGAUGCCAGCGAGAAGGCCAGACUGCACAUUGGUAAGGGGAUCCAGCUGGAGUGCCGUGGUGAGGGUGAUGUCUGGAUGCGAUGCCUCAGUGAUCAUGCAGUAUUUGUACAAAGCUACUAUCUGGACCGAGAGGCAGGCCGUGCACCUGGAGAUGCUGUACAUAAAAUUUAUCCAGGGGCGUACAUCAAGGUGUUUGAUUUGCGUCAGUGUCACCGACAGAUGCAGCAACAGGCAGCCACAGCACAGGCAGCAGCAGCAGCUCAGGCCGCAGCUGUGGCUGGGAACAUUCCAGGUCCUGGCUCUGUGGGAGGCAUUGCUCCUGCCGUUAGUCUUUCUGCAGCUGCAGGGAUAGGCGUUGAUGAUCUGAGGCGUCUCUGCAUCCUCCGUCUGAGCUUUGUAAAGGGCUGGGGUCCAGAUUAUCCACGGCAGAGCAUCAAACACACCCCCUGCUGGAUCGAGGUCCACCUGCACCGAGCACUGCAGCUUCUGGAUGAGGUCCUGCAUACUAUGCCCAUUACUGACCCAGGAUCUGUUAACUGACACAAAUCACCUUCCGAGUUUUGUCAUCUUCUUCUUCUUACUUAUUAUCAAACUUGUAAACUGAUCACUUGAAUCUGGGACGUCAGCAGUCAAGACAGACUGAUACAGCAUAACUUUAUUUUUAUAUGUUUAUGUUUAUCUUAUUGCUUGUUGACCAUUUUCUUUAAAUCAUGGUCAUGAAAAAUUCACACUACAACUACAUUGGAGAUGCUUUUGGAACUUGCUGCCCUUACCUCUACAAAAUGUAUUUAUUUAGUUUUCUAAUUAGGAUUUGCAGCAAAUAACAGAGGAUCUGGUUCCAGUUCAAUUCCGAAUGCGGAAUUUGUUGCAGAUUUACUUGCUCUAAUUUUGGAUUUCCUGUAUAACCGGUUUAUCAGGGCAAGAAUCUUCAAACAGUUUUUAGACUUAUGACCUGGGCAGUAGAUACUCAGAGUGACUUUCAUUUUCGAGAACUUAAGCCCAGUUGUUCUGUUAUCAUUCAAUGUCACUAUACUGUGCCACAAUCUAAAGCUAGAGGUGAAAUUGCUGAGGACUGUUUUAACUACUUGAUCUAAUAAUAUAGUACAUCAUGGUAUGCUGCAUAUAUUUUCCUGAAUGGAGUCUUCACAUGGCCAGGUAUAAGUAUUUCAUAAACAGAAGUUGCUGGGAAAUGUCAGCAAGUCUGGCAACUGAUGGUUCUGAAGAAGGGUCACUGGACC
Molecule: messenger RNA, 2577 nt
Organism: Chiloscyllium plagiosum (whitespotted bambooshark)
Lineage: Eukaryota; Metazoa; Chordata; Chondrichthyes; Orectolobiformes; Hemiscylliidae
Product: SMAD family member 4
Biological process (GO): BMP signaling pathway; regulation of transcription by RNA polymerase II; anatomical structure morphogenesis
Cellular component (GO): heteromeric SMAD protein complex
Molecular function (GO): I-SMAD binding; RNA polymerase II cis-regulatory region sequence-specific DNA binding; DNA-binding transcription factor activity, RNA polymerase II-specific
Source: RefSeq, a predicted model, not a curated record